UUAUUGCUGCACUUCCUUCCUAUUGGGAAAAACUGUGUGUGCCUAUUUUACACAAUUACAAUGCAGGCUCUCAUGCUGUUAGUGCAUAUAAAUAGACACCAGAUCAGAUAAGAAUUAUAAGAGUCUCUAUACUCAUAUUCAGCACAGAUGGAUUUUAGCAACCAGCUCAGCUCAGCAUCAGCAACGACAGCAGGAAAGAUUAGCACUAUGGAAUAUCCUGGCAGAAUGUGGAAUAAGCUGAUUGGCUGGAGAUCAUAUGAUCAGCACUAAUAGGUGUUCGACUGCAAAAAGAUCAACAGUACACUAGACAGUACAUGUGUCAAGUGCAAUGCUCUGCUUGGACAGUUUGGGUCCCCGUUGUUUUUGUGACUGUAUCAUUGAAGUACAUGUUGUCGAGAAUGGAACUGACCACUUAAUUGGAGUACUUGCUGGUCUUGGUAAUUGUCAUACAAAUCCUGCAUUGCAGUGCAAUAUCAACAUCAAGUUUGACCCUUCUCGACCAGUCAACUUCUGUGAGGACUGCUUCUAUGCCAUUCAAUAAAAUAUCAGCGGGAAUUGGCGGUGGACCCAUCAGACUCUCAAAGGCUUCAUUAGCUGUACAACUUGUAGGCUAUUUUGACUAACAUAAUAUUGCACUCAGUUGUGUGUUUUCAAGUAUUUCUUUUUUGUACGACAAUGAUAAUGCAUGGCGAUGCAGUAUACUAUACCUCUAAUAAAAAAUACUUAGUGUUGGUUUCAUUCAGGAUAUGGCAGCAUUACAUAUAUGUAUAUACACCAAGUGACUAUAUAUAGAGUGCAUGCAUGUAUUUUGUCUCGUAAGUUGUUUAAGCUACAGCUAUAUUGUGCAGCCCUUACAACUACUUGCACAGUAUAGUAGAUCUAUAUCAGCACAAUUACGUAUAUAUCUCGGUAUGGCUGCUGUAUUAAUGAGUCUAUGGCUGAUCAGAGCUUUGCCAUUACUCAUGACGAUGUGGAUGGUUGACUCCCAGAAUGGUGUGUCCAUCAGGUUCAUGGGGCAAGAACUGACUCCUGGUAUCAGCCAAGUUUGUCUGAGUCACAUUGGAGAGCAGCUAUCACGAGCUAAUGCAUCAGAUGGACCAGACACAGUGGAGGGUACUGCCCUGGUGUGUGUCACUAACAAUCCCAACUGUUGCAGGCCAGUGGACCAUCCUAAUACCGGGGCAGUCGGAGAGUGGACAAUAAAUGGAUUUACAGCACCACGUAUGAAUGCAAAACCACUAGCUCGCGUCUAUAGUAAUCGAGGUACUGGUCUGGUGCGAAUCAAUUAUCGACCUAGUGUUGAAGGCAUGAGUGUGACUGGACAAUACUGCUGCACAAUACCUGAUAUGAGCGGUGUCUUCCAGAUACUCUGUGUUGAGGUUAACAAUGACACAAUGUGCAACUUAAGUGUUAGCACUACUACUAACCAACUCCCACUUACUACCACCUCGAAUGAUGGUACGACCACACUCAUUACCACUGGCCCUCCAGAUACGACCACACUUAUUGUCAAUCCCACCACAGAUGGUAACCAACUCCCACCUGUAACAGCUUCUGCUAACGAAUCACCUGCCACGUUCAUACUGGCUGGAAUUGUGGCAAUAUCAGGUCUCCUUAAUCUACUCCUAAUUAUCCUCGUUAUACUCCUGUUCUACAAGUACAAGAGAGCCAAACAAUCACAUGAUGUAAUGGGAACACAUGAUAUAGUACAAGCGAUUGCUACGGACAUUGAUCUGAGUGAUAACCAGGCAUAUGGGAAAGCUAGAGAAGCUCCAGACAAGGCAAUGCCACAGGAGGCUGGACAAACUACUGAACUGUAUGAUUACAUACCAAAUACCCUAUUCCAAGGCCACCCUCCAGGUGCUCAAACGAGUGCUAUGGACAACAGUGAAGGAGUUGUGUCCAGUGAGGUGUACCAGGAAAUGUCAUGACUGACUCACACUUUUAAGUGCUAUGCAUACUAUUCACUGUUUUUGUGAACUUGAUGUGGAUUCAAUUGUCAUAAUUAUUAUAUGUAUGUACGUAGAUGCAUCCACAUGCACAGUACCAAUGUUUACAGUUUACAGUUCACAGUACCUAGUUAUAAGAAUUAAUGUUUAGAAAGAGACAGCAUUAGGAUCGAUGCCACCAAAAACAUGAAGCUCAAUAUAAGGAUUCAUUUCUUGCUGUAUGUCGUCCUAACAAGUGUUAAAGGUUAUUAGUCAUCCAUACAA
Messenger RNA from Halichondria panicea, 2213 nucleotides. RefSeq lists its product as uncharacterized. The coding region runs from base 798 to 1931 and encodes 377 amino acids. The transcript is spliced from 7 exons. The record is from RefSeq and is a predicted model, not a curated record. NCBI's taxonomy places the organism in Eukaryota, Metazoa, Porifera, Demospongiae, Suberitida, Halichondriidae.